Molecule: messenger RNA, 282 nt
Organism: Eremomyces bilateralis CBS 781.70
Lineage: Eukaryota; Fungi; Ascomycota; Dothideomycetes; Eremomycetales; Eremomycetaceae
Product: subtilisin-like protein
Exons: 2
Biological process (GO): proteolysis
Molecular function (GO): serine-type endopeptidase activity
Source: RefSeq, a predicted model, not a curated record
AUCUUGGGUAUAGGAUUAUUCGUUGCCGCCGCUGCAGCUAAUGCGAACCUUUCCGCGGAGUAUUUCUCUCCAGCCGCAUCACCGUACUCAUGCACGGUGUCGGCAUCGGAUAUACAAGAUGUGAGGCCAUUUUGGGCGAACUGGGGCCCACCCGUCGAUGUUUUCGCGCCUGGUGCCCAGGUUCUAUCUGCUUGGAUUGGGCCCAACAAUGACGAAACCGCGAUUGCCGAUGGAACAUCCAUGGCCACUCCUCACGUCGCCGGUUUGGUUGCGUAUCUCCUU